Molecule: messenger RNA, 4770 nt
Organism: Marmota monax (woodchuck)
Lineage: Eukaryota; Metazoa; Chordata; Mammalia; Rodentia; Sciuridae
Gene: Lemd3
Product: LEM domain containing 3
Exons: 13
Coding region: 44-2767 (907 amino acids)
Biological process (GO): nuclear envelope organization; negative regulation of BMP signaling pathway
Cellular component (GO): nuclear inner membrane
Molecular function (GO): chromatin DNA binding
Source: RefSeq, a predicted model, not a curated record
CACUUCCGGUAGCGCGGAGCUUGUAAAACACCCUGGAGAGAAAAUGGCGGCGGCGGCGGCUUCGGGGCCCCAGCAGCUCUCGGAUGAGGAGCUUUUCUCUCAGCUCCGCCGUUACGGCCUGUCUCCGGGCCCAGUGACGGAGAGCACCCGUCCGGUUUACCUCAAGAAGCUGAAGAAGCUUCGAGAGGAAGAGCAGCAGCAGCACCGGUCUGGGGGCCGCGGCAACAAGACGCGGAACAGUAAUAACAAUAACACCGCAGCCGCCACGGUCGCCGCCGCGGGAUCAGCGGCGGCGGCCGUGGGGAUGGGGGUCCGGCCGGUCUCGGGUGACCUCUCCUACUUACGGACCCCUGGGGGCCUGAGCCGAAUCUCGGUCUCGGGUCCGGAGAGCCCCCUGGGAGGGCCCGGGGGCGCCUCGGCCACCCCCGUGGCUGGCAGCAAAGUGCUGCUGGGCUUCAGCUCCGAUGAGUCGGACGUGGAGGCCAGUCCUCGGGACCAGGCGGGCGGCGGCGGGAGGAGAGACCGGGCUGCGCUCCAGUAUCGCGGGCUCAAAGCGCCGCCGGCGCCCCUGGCCGCCAGCGAGGUGACUAACAGCAACUCGGCCGAGCGGAGGAAGCCCCACUCGUGGUGGGGGGCCAGGAGGCCGACGGGUCUGGAGCUGCAGACCCCGUUGGGGAAAGAUGGAGCAGCGGAGGACGAGGAAGAGGAGGGAGAAGACGGGGAGGAGAGGGACCCCGAGGCGGAGGAGCCACUGUGGGCGAGCCGAGCAGUGAAUGGUAGCCGGCUUCUCCCCUACAGCUGCCGUGAGAACUAUUCGGACUCCGAGGAAGAGGAGGACGACGACGUGGCCACCAGACAGGUAUUAAAGGACGACUCCCUUUCCCGGCAUCGGCCCAGACGGAGCCAUAGUAAGCCUUUCUCCCCGCUGACUGCUAAAUCUGCCGGCAGCCGGCGGGAGACUUCAGUUCAGGGAGGGGGAGGACUCGCGAUGAAUGACAGGGCGGCGGCUGCUGGGAGUCUAGACAGGAGCCGAAACCUCGAAGAGGCAGCGGCGGAGCUGGGAGGAGGGUGCGAUCAAGUGGACUGCAGCCCCAUUCCUAGAUACCGUGUUAGCGCUAAGAAACUGGCCCCUCUCCUGCCCCCACCACUUCCUGACAUGGACUCAACCUUGGAUUCAUCUACAGGCUCCCUUCUUAAAACCAAUAAUCACAUCGGCGGUGGGGCCUUCAGUGUGGACUCCCCCAGGAUUUAUUCCAACAGCCUCCCUCCCAGUCCGGCUGUGGCCGCCCCAACUUCACUCAGGAUCAAUCACGCCAAUCAUACCGGCUCCAAUCAUACCUACCUGAAAAACGCAUACAGCAAACCGAAGCUUUCAGAACCAGAAGAGGAACUUCUCCAGCAGUUUAAACGGGAGGAGGUGUCCCCAGCAGGGAGUUUCAGUGCUCACUACUUGUCAAUGUUUCUCCUUACUGCUGCCUGCUUAUUUUUCCUAAUAUUGGGACUGACUUAUCUAGGAAUGAGAGGAACAGGAGUAUCCGAGGAUGGAGGACUCAUAAAAAACCCCUUUGAUGAAACAUUUGGAAAAAUACAAGAAAGUGAAAAGAAUCUUAUGAUGAGCACAUUAUACAAGCUACAUGAUCGAUUGGCACAGCUUGCAGGAGAUCACGAAUGUGGGAGUUCUAGUCAAAGAACACUUUCUGUCCAAGAGGCAGUUGCAUACUUAAAGGAUUUAGGUCCUGAAUAUGAAGAUAUAUUUAACACCUCAUUGCAGUGGAUUUUAGAAAAUGGGAAAGAUGUUGGAAUAAGGUGUGUUGGUUAUAGCUCUGAGGAAGAACUGAAAAACAUAACUGAUGUGCUGUUUUUACAAUCUACAAGACCACAGAUGUCUUUCUGGUGUCGUUUUCGACGUGCUUUUAUUACUGUAACACACAGGUUAUUGUUGUUAUGCUUGGGUGUAGUGAUGGUUUGUGUUGUUCUGCGUUACAUGAAAUAUCGCUGGACAAAAGAGGAGGAGGAAUCAAGGCAGAUGUAUGAUAUGGUGGUAAAGAUAAUAGAUGUUUUGCGAAGUCAUAAUGAAGCUUGCCAGGAGAAUAAGGAUUUACAACCUUACAUGCCUAUUCCUCAUGUGCGAGAUUCCUUAAUACAGCCUCAUGACAGAAAAAAAAUGAAGAAAGUCUGGGAUAGAGCCGUUGACUUCCUUGCUGCUAAUGAGUCUAGAGUCCGCACGGAAACACGAAGAAUAGGUGGUGCAGAUUUUCUAGUUUGGCGGUGGAUCCAGCCUUCUGCAUCCUGUGAUAAAAUAUUAGUGAUACCUUCUAAAGUAUGGCAAGGUCAAGCAUUUCAUUUAGAUAGAAGAAAUUCACCGCCAAAUAGUUUGACACCAUGUUUAAAGAUUCGAAAUAUGUUUGAUCCAGUUAUGGAAAUAGGGGAUCAGUGGCAUCUGGCAAUUCAAGAAGCAAUUUUAGAAAAAUGCAGUGACAAUGAUGGCAUUGUUCACAUUGCAGUAGACAAAAAUUCACGUGAGGGUUGUGUAUAUGUUAAAUGUCUGUCUCCAGAAUAUGCUGGAAAGGCUUUUAAGGCAUUACAUGGCUCUUGGUUUGAUGGGAAGUUGGUUACAGUAAAAUAUUUACGACUAGAUAGAUAUCACCAUCGCUUUCCCCAAGCUCUUACUUGCAACACUCCCUUGAAGCCAUCAAAUAAACAUAUGAACUCUAUGUCUCAUCUUCGCCUUCGGACUGGCCUAGCCAAUUCUCAAGGAGGUUCCUGAAAGGACUUUCUUCACUCCUAGGACUGUUAUUUACAAUAGGAAAAUUCCUGUUUGGCUUCCUGUCUUCCUUUUUAAAUGCUUUUUGUAUGUAAUAUUUUUAUUGCUGAGUACAGCUCUGUUUGAAAGUUCCAGAAAUCUUAAGGUUCCAAAGGGAUUUAGCAGUGAGGCAGCAAUGCUGAGUAUGUAGAAUAAUUGUUUCAUUCAGUUUUAGGAGCUCAGUUAAGCCAGUGCAUUUAAAGUUUUGCAUGAGGAACUCUGACUUUAUUAAGCAUUUUCAGAUAUGGUGGUUAUAUUUUUGCACCAAGAAGUGUUUGGAUAACCACACAAAAGCAUGGUGAAGAGGCUUCUUGUAUUUCCAUAAUUUCUUGUGAACUAAUGUGAAUUUUUGUAUACAGUCACCUGCAUAAUUCCUUACAAGCUAAUGUGGUAAAACUGUUAAUUUCCCAAUUUAACCUUAGGUUUCUAUUGCUUGUAAGAGAUUUAUUUGCUACAGCUGGAAUAUGGGAAAAUUUAUUUGGUUUUAAUGGUUACAUAUAUGUGUAAGUGGAUGUACAUGUACUUAAACUGGCUUUUGUAAAUAUGUAUAAAUGCUGGUGGUGGUGUGAAAGUAGUCUUGUUUUGUGAGGAUGUCUGCAUAAGCAGUAAAAUAAGCUUUCUAUUUUAUUCAUAAUCUAAUUUGUGUGUGUGUGUAUGUGUGUGUGUAUAUAUACACACACACAUAGAUACAUAUGGCUGUACUAUCACAUAGAUCAAACAGCCAAACACCUGGAAGUAUUAGAUACAAGUUUAAAAUAUCUUUUAUAGAUUUUAUAUAAAAAUGUCUGAGUAUGAUUUUGUGUGAAAGUUCUGACACCAGUUGUAAUGGAUUCAAAUUUAUGUGAGCAAUAAAGAAGCAAUUGGCAGAUAUUAGAAAAAUAUUUUGUGAAAAGCUGUAUUUAUUGUUAAUUAAUAGGGCUGUGACAUAGUACUAUUGGGAUUAAGUAUUUUUUCCAAUCUAUUUAUAAUUUAAUGAAACGAUAGCACCCUGUUAUAUGUCAAGUUUAAAGCAGGGCACAUGGUUGCAGCAAAAUGUAUUAGACAAAUUAUACUUGGAAUUUGGGGUCAUGAAAGAUUGCAAUAUAGUAAAUGCAAGAGUGACCAUUGGUUUGUGCCUCAGUAUUUAAUUUGUUUUAAUAAAGUUGCUUUAUUACUGUUAUGAUUUCAGAUUAAAAUAGUUGCUAAGCAAGGUUUAUUUGUAAUGUAACAACUGGCUUUUUAAAAAUAAUCUGUUGAUAUAUCAUUGUCAGUCCAGAUGAAUAUGUGCAACAGCUGGAAUUGUACCAAUUUUGAUUUUGUUUAAAGUUCAAUUUCUUUUUGUUUUAUUAUAUAUGUGUUGGGUUUGCAGCAUGAACUUGCACAGAUAAUGCACGUUUUCUGGUUAAGUAAACAUGAUGCACACUAUUCUGUAACAGAAAAUCCUAUUGUGCCUUACCUAUGUGCUUUUGUGGGCACCAUGUUUAUGAAGAAUAAAAAAUUAAUUUGUUAUCUGAAGAGAAUAAGUUUUAAAUUCUCAGUUUAUGUCUCAGAUGCUAAUGUGUGAAAUAUAAAUAUAUAAUAUAUAAAUUAACCAAUCUUUCUGUAUUUUAUGUGCAUCAUAGUGAUUUAUCUGAGCUUAGUGACCCCAUCUUGUAACCUGUUGCAAGAGUGAAUGUAAAAAACAAAAAAACAGUUGUGGUAUUCUAACAGGUCGCCUUUUGAUGCAGAUGCAUCUUUUUCUUGCUUCUAAAACAUUUCAUGUAAACAUUGUACAUUUAUUAUUGUAAUAUAUGCUAUUAUGCAGCUUAUUUUACCUGAAACUGUUAAGCCGACCAAGAUUCCUCCCUGCAAGACAGAUGGGAAUGUGUAUAAUUAGAUAUUUGAGAAGUUCUGAAGUUUGAUGUAAUCUGUUACUUGUCUUGUUUAAAAAAAAAAAAAAAGAGAGACAGAACACAUCCUAAUUAAAAAUUUAUUAGGUUUUUUUUUAA